Angiostrongylus costaricensis is the source of this 1104-nucleotide messenger RNA. Lineage: Eukaryota; Metazoa; Nematoda; Chromadorea; Rhabditida; Metastrongylidae. The record is from the annotation of a GenBank genome assembly.
AUGAAGAAGUUCCUGUUGUUGGGCAUAGACGGCUUCCACAUCGAUCAUGUUAGUCAGCUGGUCGUCGACGAAUUAGGAAAGUCUGAUCAUGACGGUGCGAUCUUAGUAUUGAAGGAACUGACGUCCUCUAUCAAGGACUUUAUCAACUCUCACAGAGAUUUGCGCGGGAAAGAAAUCGUACUGUUCUCAUCUCUGCGCGAUAUCGAGCAGCUGCAUGUGAAGGCGAGAGAGAUUGGUGAUUUGCACUACGUCAUUGACAACACCUUCGCUUCGCUGUCGACAGCUGGAUGUACUGAAGGACUGGCCGCAUGCGUUCAUUCCACGCUUACUGCCGCCUAUUCUAGGCAUGAGUCCGACUCAUUCACGCCUUACUGGCAGUUUUCUAGUCCGGACAGUAGCAGAUUAGCUUCAAGAUUUGAUACUGAAACGGCAAAUUUGCUCACAUUUAUGCAGUUGACAUUACCCGGAGCUCUCUCACUGUACUAUGGUCAAGAACUAGGCCUGACAGAUGUAGGUGAUCCACCCACCCCUCGGGGAAUAAUGCAAUGGUCUCCAUCUGGAAACGACCACCAUGGUUUCCUUUCAUCAGGAAACUCCAAUAUUGGCAAGCUGUUUUUCGCCGAAAGCGAAGACACUGGCGAAUCGGAUAAUUUCGAGACGCAAUACGCCGAAGAGAAUUCUCCGCUAAAGGUUUAUCAGAGGUUGGCGAAAAUGCGCCAACGUGACCAAGCACUCAUGAUUGGAAGUACUAUGAGGGACACAGUUGAUGGCGAUGUGAUUAUCUACUCGCGAUUUGUCAAAGGCGUCAACGGCACUGCUGUUGGAACGGCGUUUAUCGUGGCACUGAACUUUGGUCUGGAUGCAGCAUCAGUGGACUUCGCACACCUCAGCAGAAAUGCGUUGGUUCCUGUCAACAAGGAUCUCACUAAAGCAGAAGUAAAUGUUUUGCCGUUAUUUUCUUUCCGGUUUCAGUUCAAAUCGUCUAAUUUACAGGUUGCCGCCGUCACUCCGGGAGAAUUCAAAUAUCGGGCUCGCCAGAAAGUCGACCUCACUGGCAGUCCAGUUAUUCUUACUGCGAAGCAGGCCAUAAUGAUGAAAUUCUAA